UUAAAAAGCAUAAGUGACCAUAAAAACAUCAAUAUAUUAUGCAAAUAAUCAAAGCUUAAAUAAUAGAACUAGAAAUAUUUUUUUGUAACCAUGAAUAACGUAACCAACAAGUUAUUGUUAAUAAAUAAAUUCGUGACACAUUCACCCUGUUUGCUGCGAGGGAGCUCCGUGCUUCAAAACCGAAGUUAUUCUCGGCCAACAAGUUUCCCAGACUACUUCCAGAAUCCCAUAUUUAGGAAGGAAGAUCAGGCAAGGCUUAUAGAGAGUGGGGAGUUUGCCAAAAUCACUUCAGCGCCUGUGAAACCACCAGGAUCGCAUGAAACCUCAUCUGUUUACCAUGAUCCACUAGUCAACAAAGUUAUUAAUCAUGUAAUGGAAAUGGGCAAGAAGAAGCUGGCUCGCAGUCUAGUUGAACAAGCCUUUGAAAAUAUAAAGAGGAUGCAAAUUGAAAGAUACCACCUGGCUACCACACCUGAAGCAAAAGCCAAAAUUGAGUUGAGUCCAAAAGCAAUCUUAUACAAAGCCAUUGAAAAUGCAAAGCCAUUGUUGUUACUGUCACCAAUCAAGAGAGGAGGCAUUACUUAUCAGGUUCCCGGUCCCAUCACAGAGAAGAGAUCCCUGUUCCUAGCAAUAAAAUGGCUGCUCGAAGCCACUAAUGAGAAAGAGAGAACAGUUCACUUCCCCCAGGCAUUUGCUUGGGAGUUGCUGGACGCUGCAAACAACACAGGCAAGGUGGUGAAGAGAAAACAAGACUUGCACCGGCAGUGUGAGGCCAACCGCGCGUACGCUCACUACAGGUGGCAGUGAACCUUUUAUGUUGUAGUUUAAACUUGGUAUCAAUAAUAUAUAUGUAGAUAAA
This is a messenger RNA of Cydia splendana, 859 nucleotides long. RefSeq names its product small ribosomal subunit protein uS7m (gene mRpS7). The record is from RefSeq and is a predicted model, not a curated record. Bases 91 to 807 code for a protein of 238 amino acids. Gene Ontology annotation, biological process: translation; ribosomal small subunit assembly. The transcript is spliced from 4 exons. NCBI's taxonomy places the organism in Eukaryota, Metazoa, Arthropoda, Insecta, Lepidoptera, Tortricidae. Gene Ontology annotation, cellular component: ribosome; mitochondrial small ribosomal subunit. Gene Ontology annotation, molecular function: structural constituent of ribosome; rRNA binding; mRNA binding.